This is a messenger RNA of Pleuronectes platessa (European plaice), 4001 nucleotides long. RefSeq names its product ectonucleotide pyrophosphatase/phosphodiesterase 1 (gene enpp1). NCBI's taxonomy places the organism in Eukaryota, Metazoa, Chordata, Actinopteri, Pleuronectiformes, Pleuronectidae. Bases 293 to 2749 code for a protein of 818 amino acids. Gene Ontology annotation, cellular component: cell surface. The record is from RefSeq and is a predicted model, not a curated record. Gene Ontology annotation, biological process: ATP metabolic process; nucleoside triphosphate catabolic process; negative regulation of fat cell differentiation. The transcript is spliced from 24 exons. Gene Ontology annotation, molecular function: phosphodiesterase I activity; nucleic acid binding; dinucleotide phosphatase activity.
CCUCACACUGAAACUCACUGGUGAACCCACUCUGCUCAACACAUGGAAACCAGGGGGGAAGUCAAAGUUGUGUUUCUUGUCUCCUCCUCCUUGUGUCCAGGAUCAGUCUCAUUCUGCAGCAGCUCAGUGAAGCUGCGGGACGAGAGGAGACGAGGCGGUGCUUCCCUUCAGCUCUGAUCCACUCACACUGCACACACACGCACACAUACACACACAGACACACGCGCACACAAAUCCUUCAUUUCCUCAAACUGUGGCUGGACUCAUUCCUCACUUCAUCCUGUCCAGCAGCAUGGAAGUAUCCAAAGGAGAAGAGAGUGGGAAUGAACACCGAUCCUCUUUAUUCGGGCCGGCAGAGGUGGAGAGUCAGAGCAGGAGCACUGGACGAUGCAGGGACUUGAGCAAGCGGAGUAAAAUCCUCAUCGGGGUUCUGCUGCUCGCCCUCCUGGUGCUCAUCCUGGCUUUGGCCCUUUCUCGGAGAGGCUCCAAUAAUGAGACAGAGAUGUUGACGGAAAAUGAAGGGACACUGCAGCCAACCAACAAAUACCCCAUAAACGGGACCCUGUGGCUGCAGGCGUUCGCCGACGAAGCUACGCAGCAACAGUGUCCACCUGGCUUCUCCAAGCCCCCCCUCAUCCUCGUGUCCUUGGACGGUUUCCGAGCCGAGUAUCUGACAAGUCGGAGCAGCCACCUCCCCGUUAUCAACAAGUUACGAGAGCUUGGAGCCACAACACCGUACAUGAGGCCCGUUUAUCCCACUAAGACUUUUCCAAACCACUACAGCAUUGUGACUGGUCUUUUUCCCGAGUCUCACGGGAUCGUGGACAACAAGAUGUACGACGUGACCCACAACGCUUUCUUCAGCUUGAAAAGUGAGGAGAAAUCCGACCCUAAGUGGUACCAAGGGGAGCCGCUCUGGAUCACUGCCAUGCAUCAGAAACUGAAAACAGGAACUUUUUUCUGGCCGGGCUCAGACGUUAAAAUCAACGGCAGCUAUCCAAAUUUCUACAAGCUGUAUGAUAGGACCAUUUCUUUUGAGGACAGAGUGGGGACGCUGCUUGAAUGGCUCAGUUUACCUGAAGGAAAAAGACCCGACUUCUACACUUUGUACCUGGAAGAACCUGACGCGUCAGGACAUAGGUAUGGGCCAGGAAGCAAAGAGGUCACUUUGGCCUUGGAGCAUGUGGACAGGAUAUUGGGAAUAAUGAUGGACAGCCUGACGGAGAAGAACCUUCACCACUGUGUCAACCUGAUGAUCGUGUCUGACCACGGCAUGGAGGAGGCUUCCUGUGACAAGGCAGAGUAUGUAUCAACCUACCAGGAAAACACCAACGACUUCAAUGUCAUCCAAGGCCCGGCUGCUCGCAUCAGACCCGCUCGCCUCCCAGACGAUUACUUCUCCUUCGACUACACCGGCCUGGUGAAGAACCUGUCGUGCAGGGUCACUAACCAGUCCAUGAGGCCGUACCUCAAAGAGAACCUCCCGAAGAGGAUGCACUUCGCCAACAACAAGCGUAUAGAGAGAGGACAUCUGUACAUGAAGGAGGGCUGGCAGGCAGCUCGUUACAGGGAGGAACUCAAGUACUGCACCGGAGGAUUCCACGGCUCAGAUAAUCUCUUCACCAACAUGCAGGCGAUCUUCAUCGGCUAUGGUCCGGGAUUCAAAAGCAAAACUGUCGUGCCACCUUUUGACAACAUCGAAUUAUACAACGUCAUGUGUGAUCUCCUCGGCAUUCGUCCCUCUCCAAACAACGGGACUCACGGCAGUCUAAACCACCUCCUGUCACGUCCAUCGCACCUUCCAGUUCACCCAGCGCAGCUCUCCCAUGAAACCCCCUGCGAGGCCAGUGACCCCGUCCCCACUGACGACCUGCGGUGCACAUGCACAUCUCAAACCAAGACACAGGAGACUGAUAUGAACAGGCUCCUCAUGACAACUAAUUCCAGCACUAAAGUCCUGCUGCGUCGCCUCCACCAUCCCUUCGGGACGCCCCGGGUCGUCCAGCCAGACGCCGCCUUCUGCCUCCUGCACCAAUCGGACUACCUCAGCGGCUACAGCAGGGACCGCCUCAUGCCCCUCUGGGUGUCCUACACCCUCCAGCCUCUGACCACAGUGCGACCGCUGAGCCCGGAGCUGGAGGCUUGUGUCCGUGCUGACGUGCGAGUCCCAGCGGCCGACAGCCAGCUGUGUUUCCCCGACAGAGAAGACCCGAGUCUGUCCUACGGCCUGCUGCAUCCCCCCAAUCUGAGCUCCGGUGGACCUGACUCAGACUCUCUCCUCACGUCCAACAUGGCUCCGAUGUUCCCCGCGUUUAAAGAUGUUUGGAGACAUUUCCACGACGUCCUGCUUCCAAAGUUUUCACAGCAGCUGAACGGAGUGAACGUCGUGAGCGGGCCCAUAUUUGAUGAUGACUUUGACGGAAACGUUGACGCGUUCAUAAGAGUCUCGAGGAAUGAGACCCUCACCCCGACUCAUUUCUUCGUGAUCCUGACGAGCUGCGUGAACUCGGCCCUCAGCCCUUCUCAGUGCGAGGGCCCUCUGCAGACCCAGUCCUUCAUCCUGCCCCACCGACCCGACCACACCGAGAGCUGCGCUAACGGGUCGGACAUGUCGUGGGUGGAGGAGUGGCUACGCUUCCACAUCGCCCGGGUCCGAGACAUCGAGCUCCUGACGGGGCUGAGCUUCUACCACGACAGGCUUUCCGUGGAGGAGACGCUACAGCUCAAGACGUUUCUACGUAGCGCUUAAAACCAGAGACGUUUUUGUUUAUUGAAAUAAAGUUUUAAUCUCAGAGGGAAGCACAACAGGCCUCUGUCCACGGGGUCUCGCAGUAAACCUGCUCUCAGGGGCCAACGAUUCCUGUUUCCAGACCAUAUGAAUCCCAACGAUGAGUUCCAUCCGUCUAUUUUUUAUUGUAAUGUCUGAUUCCAAAACCAAUUUUUACAGUUAUUCAAUGUGUGAGAGUCACGUGUUUCAUUUUAGAGAUGAUUGUACAGAGAGUUUAAAUGAGCUUUGAACCAAAGAUGCCAUCCCAGCUGCCGCACUUCUUCAGAUGGGACUGAAACAAAAAGGGAAACGUUUAUCCACGGAAGACGUUUUUAUACCACAGAUGAUUUCAGAGUCAGGUCUUUUUCUUUUUUUUAGAAACACUGUGACGAUCUGGAGACUUUCAGGAAUCCUGCCACACAUCUGGAGAAGUGGAAAAACACCCAAAUCCUCUCAUGAUUGUUUUUGUAUUUUCUUUAUACUGCGCCAGUGUUGUAUUGUGGUUUUGUACAUUUUUGGCUUGGUCGGUGACAUCCAUGAAGAGAGAAUUGUUCAGUCGAGUGUGUGCGUGUGUGCGUGCACAUGUGCAGUUUGUGUAUUUAUGGACGGAUUACGAGGCACAGACGUGUGAAAGGCUUCUGACGUCAGGACACCCAGACUGAAACAGACACCAAACAUUUUUUUAUUGAUGUCAAACUUCGCCAAGGAUGAUGUGUUUUCACCCCUUUGCUUUUGUGUGUUUGUUUCUCAGCUGAUUUCCUUGAAAUUUGUGGAAUUUCCUUUUUCUUUCUCUUAUUUCUUUCUUACUUUUCCUUUAUUCCUCUUUUUUAUCAUUUCAUCUUUUUCACAAAUCUCCCAGGGAAUGAUUUAUUAACUGAUAUGAACUAUUUUGAUGUUUGCAUCUCUUUCUCGAGCUUUUGUGUCUCUUUGUCGUUUUUUGUCUCUGUGGCUGUUUGCAUCUCUUUGUGGUCCUUCGUUCAUUCAGCAUCUCUUCUUUGGUCGUUAUACAUCUGUCAGUGGUCCCUUUGCAUGUCUGUGGUUGUGUCUUUAUACACCAACCUUAAUGUGUUCUGUGCCUCUGUGCAGUUUCUCUUGUGAGCACUGUGCAGGAGAAGCAGAGCUCUCAGGUGCUGCAGCUGAACUUCAGCAUCUGUCCAUGACUCUGUGUUGUGUGCAAACGUGUAUUUUUUUAUUAUUAUUUGGAGUCGGUACAUAAUAAAGUUCAUAUGAUUUA